AUGAGUACAACAAAUUGCAGAUUUUAUGAAAACAAGUAUCCAGAAGUGGAUGAAGUUGUUAUGGUCAACGUCCAGGAAAUUGCUGAGAUGGGUGCAUAUGUGAAGUUGUUAGAAUAUGACAACAUCGAAGGGAUGGUGUUAUUAUCGGAAUUGUCGAGAAGACGUAUUCGUUCUAUCCAAAAAUUGAUCCGUGUCGGUAAGAAUGAGGUGGCCGUAGUAUUGAGAGUUGACAAGGAAAAAGGAUACAUUGAUUUGUCUAAAAAAGUCGUUUCAGCUGAAGAUAUAGUGAAGUGUGAUGAAAGAUACAACAAGUCAAAGGCUGUCCACUCCAUCUUGAGACAUUGUGCCGAAAAAUUCAACAUUCCUUUGGAAAAAUUAUAUGAAACCAUUGGGUGGCCUUUAAGCAGAAAGUAUGGCCAUGCCUAUGAUGCUUUCAAGAUAUCUAUCACCGAUCCUUCUGUCUUUGACAAUGUCGAUGUGCCUUCAAAGGACGUCUUGGAAGAGUUAAAGUUAUACAUCUCAAGAAGAUUGACGCCUCAGGCCAUCAAUAUUAGAGCUGAUGUUGAAGUCUCAUGUUUCAGCUACGAAGGUAUAGAUGCUAUAAAGGAAGCCUUAAAAGCUGCUGAAAAGGUUUCAACUUCACAAAUGCAAGUCAAGGCCAAAUUAGUGGCUGCUCCAUUGUAUUUCCUUACCGUUCAAGCCUUGGAUAAAAAUGAAGGUAUCAAACUUUUGGAAGCAGCUAUUGAAAAAAUCACUGAAUCAAUUGAAGCUAAUGGUGGUAACUGUAAAGUCAGUAUGCCUCCAAAGGCUCUUUCAGCCAACGAGGAUGCAGAAUUAGAACGUAUGUUGGAAAGAAGAGAAGCUGAAGACAGAGAUUCAUCAGAUGAGGAAGAUGAUGCAUAA
Molecule: messenger RNA, 903 nt
Organism: Candida dubliniensis CD36
Lineage: Eukaryota; Fungi; Ascomycota; Pichiomycetes; Serinales; Debaryomycetaceae
Gene: SUI2
Product: translation initiation factor eIF2 subunit alpha
Exons: 1
Coding region: 1-903 (300 amino acids)
Cellular component (GO): multi-eIF complex; eukaryotic translation initiation factor 2B complex; eukaryotic translation initiation factor 2 complex
Molecular function (GO): ribosome binding; translation initiation factor activity; RNA binding
Source: RefSeq, a predicted model, not a curated record